Molecule: messenger RNA, 1302 nt
Organism: Guillardia theta CCMP2712
Lineage: Eukaryota; Cryptophyceae; Pyrenomonadales; Geminigeraceae
Exons: 10
Coding region: 1-1302 (433 amino acids)
Cellular component (GO): plasma membrane
Source: RefSeq, a predicted model, not a curated record
AUGGUUGCGAGCAGCGCUGUUAUCACCGCCAACUGGAUCUCCUUUCUUGCCAUCUCGGCCUCGUUUAUUAUUUUGCUGGUGAUUUCUCUCCGAUACAAGGGCCCCGGUGGUACAGAGUCCUUCUACAAUGGUUUCAAGGAACAGAACAUGCUUACAGUCUUUAUCAAUCUCUGGUGUGCGCUUGCCUAUUUCGCCAAGGUAUUGCAAUCGCACUCCAACGACAAUGGUUUCGCUCCUUUGACAGUCAUCCCUUACGUCGACUACUGCACCACCUGCCCCCUCCUUACCUUGGACCUGCUCUGGUGUCUUGAUGCCCCGUACAAGAUUUCUAGCGCGGUCCUGGUGUUCACGUGCCUCGUGAUCGCGGUGGCUUGCAGUUUGGCAGUAGCUCCGUUCUCCUACUGCUGGUUCGCCAUGGGAAUGGUCCUGUUCACCUUCACGUACGUCUUCAUCUUGUCCAUCGUCAGGCAGAGACUCGACUUCUUCACGCUGUGCGCCCGUGACAGCAACGCCAAGCAGAGUCUCAAGCACUUGAAGACGGCAGUCUUCAUCUACUUCGGAAUCUGGCUCCUGUUCCCCCUGCUGUGGCUUCUCUCAUACAGAGCGGCCAAUGUCAUCUCAAACGACAUCAAUCACAUUUUCCACUGCAUCUUGGAUGUGAUUGCGAAAUCUGUGUACGGCUUUGCUCUGCUCUACUUCAAGAUGUACUUCGACAAGAAGCUAAUUGAAUCUGGUAUCGACGAGGAUGAUUUCGCAAAGUUUAGCAAGGUUGUCACCACACAUCGAUCUGAAGAGAAGCAAAAGCGCAAGCCCGCCGUAAGCCAGUCUCCCAAGAUGUACUACGAUGAAGCGGCUUACCAGGACGGCGAGGUCGAGUCAAACCUUCAGUCCAAGAUCCGCAAGUCUCUAUCUAGGAAGGAUAAGACUCCUGGAUCUCCCAGCCGCUCGCCCAUGACCCCAAGGACGGCCUACUCGACCCGCAAGAGCCCUGGCAUGCACCUCAAUGAUCAUCCCGCGUGGGGCAGUCUGCAGGCGUCUGCCCAUUCGUGGGAGAACGAGCGUGAGGGACCUGUGGGUGACCAUGACGACGAGGAGUUCAGCGAGUUCUGCCAGAGCCUGCCGAAGAAGGCCAUUCCCCCGCUCAACAGCCAGCCUCACAUGUACAAUAGCGAAGACGAGGAUGACGGAGCGUAUCUCGAGCGAGCGAAGAUGGCAUACCAGAAGGCCAAGGAGAGACAUGACAACGCCAACGGGCAGAGGGAGAGGAGAGAUCGAUCGGGGUCUCGCGAGUCGGACUUCUAA